UACGGCAUUGUUUAGUUUGUUCGCUAUGGCAAUCUUAAUCGUAUUGCUGGUCGGUGUUAUUACACUCGCCGUCUGGUGGGUUCAUCAAAACUUUUCGUACUGGAAACGUCGCGGCAUUCCCCAUGAUCCGCCCCGUAUUCCGACCGGGAAUACUGGCGAGCUAAUGAAGACAAGGCAAAUGUCGGAUCUCUUUCGGGAAACCUACUUUAAAUACAAGAACAAGACCGAUGGACCAUUUGUUGGAUUUUACCUCUAUCUGAAGAAAAUUGCGAUUGUUACCGACAUUGAUUUUGUGAAAACCAUAUUGAUCCGCGAGUUUGACAAGUUUCACGAUCGGGGAAUAUUCCAUAAUGAAAAGGACGAUCCCCUGACCAAUCAUCUGGUGGCCAUCGAAGGAAAAAAGUGGCGGCAGCUCCGCCAAAAGAUGACGCCCACAUUCACCUCGGGCAAGAUGAAGAAUAUGUUCCCCACAGUGCUGGUAGUUGGCGAUGAGAUGGUUCGGGUGUUCGCUGAGAAAACUCCCCGAGAUGGUCCACAGUCCCUGAAUGUGGCCGAUCUGGUGUCCCGCUUCACCGCAGAUGUGAUCGGAAGCUGUGCCUUCGGGCUGGAGUGCAACAGUUUGCGGAAUCCGAAUGCUGAAUUUGUCACCAUGGGCACGGCUGCACUCAAGGAGCGUCGUUAUGGCAAAAUAGUGGACCUGUUCCUCUUCGGGGCACCCAAACUGGCGGCUAAACUGCGAAUGAAGGCCACUGUCCAGAAAGUUGAGGAUUUCUAUAUGAAAAUUGUUGGUGAUACUGUCGACUAUCGGGUAAAGAAUAAUGUCAAACGAAACGAUUUCAUGGACAUGCUGAUCGCCAUGAAGAUCCAGUACGAUGAGGGUGACAAGCAGAAUGGCAUCAGUUUUAACGAGCUGGCUGCCCAGGCCUUUAUCUUCUUCUUGGCUGGCUUCGAAACCUCCUCGACCGCGAUGGGCUUUGCUCUCCAUGAACUGGCCGUGAAUCAGGACAUUCAGGAUAAGCUGAGGCAGGAGAUCGACACGGUGAUGGCGAAAUGCAAUGGAAUUACGUAUCUGGAUAAGGUCAUCGAUGAAACAAUGCGAAAAAAUCCCGUUGUGGCUCAUUUGAUUCGCAGCUGCACUCAGCGGUACGAGCAUGCCAAUGGAAAGUAUUUCAUUGAGCCAGGCACUGGCGUUGUUAUCCCCACCUGGGGUAUUCAUCACGAUCCCGAGUUCUAUCCGCAGCCGGAGAAGUUCAUGCCCGAGCGUUUCGACGAGGAUCAAGUGCAGCAGCGACCGCCUUGCACUUUCCUGCCCUUCGGAGACGGCCCGCGAAACUGCAUCGGCCUACGCUUUGGCCGCAUGCAGAUCGUGAUCGGACUGGCCCUGCUCAUUCACAAUUUUAAGUUUGAGGUCCACCCCACAGAGACGACAGUGCCGCUUAAGUUCAGGGUCGACGGUAUUCUGUUAAGUUCCGAGGGGGGAGUCCAUUUAAAUGUUAGCAAGGUAACGCGCUAGCAUGUUAAUAUGCAAUUUUGGUAUCAAUAUUUACUUAAGCUUUCAAGCAAAUAAAUAUCACUUGAAGUUGUAGCAAAUAUGCGCUUCAAUAGUGGGAAUUUCUCCACAAAAACUGAUGACUUGUCGAGGGAACAAACACACAAGCGAAAGCCCAUAAAAGGCAGUUGCCUCUGUUUCACAACAAGUGAAUUAAGUUACAUCAGACUUUCCACACAUUUUUCGCUUCGUAGACAGCACAAUUUAGAUUCCGUUAUUAAUUUAGCUAUUUAGAGAGCAUUGAGAGAGCAAUCUCUCAGAACCUGCUACAAACCGCAUACACAUGUACAUAUUUAGAUAUAUAUAUAUCAUACUCAUACUACUCAGAAGUACGUCGUAAUUGAAAAAAAUAGUAAAUAGUUCUUACAGAUUUUUUACUUGAGCUUUAUUACUAGAGAUUAUUAACAAUGCGAACACAGACUUAGAUUAUCAUUACCAUUAAAUGCAAUACGCAAUCCGCGAUAUGGUUACUGUUAAAUAUAUAAUCUUUAGUGCAAGAU
Drosophila obscura is the source of this 2049-nucleotide messenger RNA. RefSeq names its product probable cytochrome P450 6a20. Gene Ontology annotation, molecular function: oxidoreductase activity, acting on paired donors, with incorporation or reduction of molecular oxygen; iron ion binding; monooxygenase activity. The record is from RefSeq and is a predicted model, not a curated record. NCBI's taxonomy places the organism in Eukaryota, Metazoa, Arthropoda, Insecta, Diptera, Drosophilidae.